UGUUUGGAUUUGCAGGCGGCGGCGUUGGUCAGGCGGGCCUCAUGUCUGUGCUCCUUCUCAGCGGUGUUUUGUUCCUGGCGCGGUGGGCACCUUGCGAAAGCUCGGCAAGGCGGGCGCUCACCUGCGCCACCCGCGGCGUCGACCUGGACUCGGCGGCGACGGCGACGGCGGGCGUCGUCCUGGUGUCGUGUCCGCCCGACUGCGCCCGAGGCGGACCCUCCGUCUUCGGCACCGGCGUCUAUGCCGCCGUCUCGUCCAUUUGCGGCGCCGCCCUGCACAGCGGUGCCGUGGGACGCGCCGGCGGCGAGGUGGCGCUCGAGCGUCUGCCGGCCCGGCGGCGCUACGCCGCCUCCCUGGCCAACGGCGUCCAGUCGCGGGCCCUGCCGGGCUGGAGCGCCUCCUUCAGCCUCGCCGUGCCCGAGGACCGGAGACCGCAGGAGCUGAUUGGAAACUCGGGCGCUACGGCCCGGGCGGCCAAAAAAGCUGUCAAGAAGACGUCGGUUGGAAAUAAAGACUGCCAGAUGGACAUCGCGCUGGUGAUCGACAGCAGCUCCAACUUGGGGCGGCGGCGUUUCAACCUGCAGAAGAACUUUCUCACCAAGCUGGUGGCCAUGUUGAAAGUGGGCGUCAACGGUCCCCACGUGGGGCUCGUCCAGGCCAGUGACGUUCCCAAGACAGAAUUCCUGCUCAGCAACUACACGCAGCCCAAAGAGCUUCAGUUUGCCAUCAAAGAGCUCAAACAUCUCGGAGGGGACACCAACACAGGCAAGGCGAUCGCGCACGCGGCCGAGACGCUGUUCAGCCAGCGCAGCGGCGCCAGGCGCGCUCACCCUCGGCUCAUGCUGGUGCUGAUCGACGGAUGGCCGUCGGACGACCUGGAGGCGGCGGCCGCCGCGGCCCGCCGCGCCGGCAUCAACCUCUUCCUGGUGGCCGUCGCCGCCCCCGCCCCCGACGAGCUCUCCGCCGUGCCCGAGCGCGACUUCGCCAAGAAGGCGGUGUGCAAAGACAACGGCUUCUUCAACUAUCGGAUGCCCGGCUGGUUCGGGACCACAAAGCACGUCAAACCUUUGGCGCAGAGACUGUGCUCGCCGGACGCGCUUCUGUGCGGUCGCACGUGCUUCAAUUCGGCCAACAUCGGCUUCGUGAUCGACGGCUCGUCCAGCGUGGGCGAUCCCAACUUCCGGAUGGUCCUGGACUUCCUGGUCGCCGUCGCCAGCAAGUUUGACAUCUCCGACGUGGGCGCUCACGUGGGCGCCGUUCAGUUCACGUACGACCACCGCCUGGAGUUCGGCCUGCGGGAGCACGCCAGCAAAGACGGCGUCCUGGACGCCCUGAGGGCCAUCCCCUACAUGAGCGGCGGCACGGCCACGGGAAGCGCCAUCGCUUACGCCGCCGAGAACCUCUUCAGGCCGACGGCACCCGGACGCGACUUCCUGAUCGUGGUGACUGACGGCCAGUCGUACGACAACGUGGGCGGGCCCGCGCUGACGGCCCAGAAUCAAGGCAUCGGCAUAUUUUCGGUGGGCGUGGCCUGGGCGCCCAUGGACGACCUGCGCGCGAUGGCGUCGGAGCCCAAAGACGAGCACGUCUUCUUCAGCCGACACUUCGGCGGCCUGGAGGAUCUCGUCGACGACCUCGUCCGCGCAAUCUGUCGCGACUUCGAAGUCAACAACUGAAUGACGUCACGGCGCGGGCCGGGUGAUUCGCCGGUGACGUCACGCGUAAAGGCUUU
Messenger RNA from Hippocampus zosterae (dwarf seahorse), 1732 nucleotides. RefSeq names its product coagulation factor C homolog, cochlin (Limulus polyphemus) (gene coch). The record is from RefSeq and is a predicted model, not a curated record. The coding region runs from base 42 to 1676 and encodes 544 amino acids. The transcript is spliced from 13 exons. NCBI's taxonomy places the organism in Eukaryota, Metazoa, Chordata, Actinopteri, Syngnathiformes, Syngnathidae.